This is a messenger RNA of Brienomyrus brachyistius, 4218 nucleotides long. RefSeq names its product adapter molecule crk-like. Gene Ontology annotation, molecular function: protein binding. NCBI's taxonomy places the organism in Eukaryota, Metazoa, Chordata, Actinopteri, Osteoglossiformes, Mormyridae. The transcript is spliced from 3 exons. The coding region runs from base 330 to 1259 and encodes 309 amino acids. The record is from RefSeq and is a predicted model, not a curated record.
UCAAUUUUUCUCUCUGCUCCGCCAUUUCAUUUCUUUAAGUUCCAGUUAGAAGUUCUGAGAUUUUAUUCAAAUGAACUUUGACAUACAUUUCGACACUGAGGGCAAAAUAGCUCUUUCGAGCACGACCCGAUAGUACAAAUUCCUUUUCUCUUUGGGGACUUGAUAAUUUUAUUUGGGGAAAAAAAUCGCGCGAUAGAGAAAGGUUGCGGAUGUCGUGCAUUUUCUGAACGUGUGCGAAGCCAAAGUUUUUUUUUGUAUGAGUUGAAUUCUGAUUGCGGACAGGGAGAGGCUAAGGUUAGGCCUGAAGCCUCGGAUUCGGAGUGGUAGAUAUGGCUGGGAAUUUUGACGCCGAGGACCGCAUGAGCUGGUACUGGGGAAGAUUAAGCCGACAAGAGGCGGUUUCUCUCCUGCAAGGGCAGAGGCAUGGGAUGUUUCUGGUCAGGGACUCGAUCACCAGCCCCGGCGACUACGUGCUGUCCGUGUCGGAGAACUCGAAAGUCUCUCAUUACAUAAUCAACAGCAUCAGCAGCAGCAGCAACCGGCAGUCCGGCUCAGGGCUGGCAUGUCCGCGGUUCCGCAUCGGAGACCAGGAAUUCGACGCUCUUCCUGCUCUUUUGGAGUUUUACAAGAUUCACUACCUGGAUACCACCACCCUCAUCGAGCCAAUCAGCAAGGCCAAGCAUGCUGGUUUUGUGAGCGCUGGUGGUGCCCCCCCGAGGCCAGAGGCGGUGGAGUACGUGCGUGCCCUUUUCGACUUCCCCGGCAACGACGAUGAGGACCUGCCGUUCCGCAAGGGCGAUGUGCUGCGGGUGCUGGAGAAGCCGGAGGAGCAGUGGUGGAACGCGCAGAACUCAGAGGGCCGGGCUGGCAUGAUUCCCGUGCCCUAUGUGGAGAGGUAUCGGCCAGCCUCCCCGACCUCGGGCGCCUCUUUGCCGGGCCUGGGUGGCAUCCCAGAUGGCUCUGUGGGCGGCCUGCCAGCCCCACCCUUGGGUGAGCCUGGCCCCUACGCCCAGCCCAGCGUGAACACGCCUCUGCCCAACCUGCAGAACGGGCCCGUCUACGCCAGGGCCAUCCAGAAGAGGGUGCCCAAUGCCUAUGACAAGACCGCCCUGGCCCUGGAGGUUGGUGACAUGGUGAAGGUGACCAAGAUCAACGUGAACGGCCAGUGGGAGGGCGAGUGCAAGGGCAAACGUGGCCACUUCCCCUUCACACACGUGCGCCUGCUUGAUCAGCACAAUCCCGAUGAAGAGCUCAGCUGAGAACAGUCCCCGGACCUCAUGAAGGCUCCCAGAAUUCCCUGGCCUCCCCUGUCCCCCUCGCCCCCUCCAAAGACAGCUAGCGCACACAAACACACGUGCUUGCGCACACACCCCUCUGCAACAGCCCGACUAUACUUGUCUUGGUUAACACUAUCCCUCAGCACAUAUUUCAACAACUUCCUGGUCAGCCGCCUCCCAGUUGUCUAUCCUCUGAACAGUUAAUGUCCAUCGUUCCCGUUUAUCAGAACCAGCUGAUUUGUCAAGCCCAUCGGCAAUCUUAUUGAGCAUACCUCUCCUGCAAAUACACUAAUCUAUGUAUGUAGAUAUAUGCACUGGCAACUGGAUUGAGGAUGCUAAUGCUGGAAAUGUGGACAGUCUCUGCACUGCUGACUUGUAGACCAGAUAUGUUGUCAACCCCGGGGAGGAGAGAGAGAACAAUGUUGCACCGUUAAUAUACACAGACAAGAUCCUCCUUGAGACCAGCACUGUUCAAAUGAGAUUCAUCCAAACUAGACACCACUACCACCCAAGAGGGUGAAUAGCCAAUGGCUUUUGAGCUACACAGCGCACUACAAGUGUCAAACCAAGUGUGAACAAAAUUUUUUUUUUUUUUGUAAUGAAAUGGAAAAUGUUAUAUAAAUAUAUGUACGUGCCAUUACAUGUGGGAGGAGAAAUGUGUCUGAAUUAUGUGCUCUGUGUAAUGCAUCUGUGAGAACGUGGCCAGCUUCAUAGCCUGAAGAACAUUUUUUAUUUGUUUUUUCCCCCCAGAAGGAACUUUGGGUAUUUUGUGGGAGAUUCCGCAAGGUGUAGGAUCGACCCACUGCUGCCCCACCCUGUCUGCACACCUGUGUCCGUUUGUCUGACUCGUAGGUUGGGGGAGUCCUAGUAAAGGAAGAAAGCUGCUUUCUGAAUCGUUGUACAUACGGGGGAGCAUAUGUAGAACUAGGCUUAAGAUCUCAUCCUUGUGCAUUGGUUGGCGGAAUAGUCUGCCUGUCAUGUAAUUAAUCCUUAUCUAGCUUCCAUUCAGAAUGUUUGUUUUUUUUCCCGGCUUUUUAAAAUGAUGUAGGAAAGUCAAGAAACAGAAGUCAGUUAAGUGGUGAGAAUUUCUCCUGUUUUUUUUAUUAUUAUUUUUAAUGAGGGUCUCUUGGUAAUGUUGGCCGAAAUUGCCCUCUUCUCUCUGGCCUUGUUGGAGACCAGUAUCACUUGUGAUCUUAUUCAUUGUCGUGAAUUCUCCCUGCGUAGAGUGGGAGACUUAAAAAAAAAAAUUUUUUUAAUCCUGACGUCUACAGUAUCCUUUUCCUGCUGAGUCUGGAGGAAAUCCACUGUGACUAGUUCUCCUGGCUAGUUUCAUUCUGAAUUUAACUGAGCUCUGCUGAACACUACAUACAAAUGCCGAGUUCCUGAGCAGGAGUGGGAGACCCAAAGUCCGCUGGCUGUCAUUCUACCUCAUGUCCUUAAGUAUUUAAUAGAAGUCAUUGUUUAGACCGCGAGUUGCAUUGUCUGGUUUUCCAGGUUUGAACUUGUUUUCGAAUAGAUAGGAGACACUAAGACAGAUGAGAUUGGUCUUCCAAGAUGCCUUGCCACUAAGCAACUGCAAUUAACUGAAAUCUAUAAAAUUGUCUUGGUUUGUGUUCAAAUGAUAAAUGAUUCCUUUUCGGCAUUUCGUAAUGCUACCAGUUACGGCACAUUCGAGAUUUGGAUUUAAUUUUGCUGAAUAUAUCCCUUAUACCUGUUCCACGAUAUUCCCCGCAUAUUCCUGUGUAUGAUGGUAUUGUGUGUUUAGGUAAUCUGAUGUAGUUGGCAGCUUCUGAAAAGCCAGGGUUUGCAUCCUCAGCCAGUGUUGAGUCUGGGGAGAGGCCAGCUUUUAACAUUCACCAUACCUGCCUUUCUCUACUUGGAGACAGGUGACCAGGUGACUGUGACGAGUUCUUUUUUUUUAUUCUUGGAAGUGCAGCCAAAGGCAGGGAAUCAAAUCAGGUCUGCUAUCCUCCCUUGCCCGGGCCUUAAACUCUGGUCUUCAUGGGUCCUGAACAUUGAAGUAAUGAUUAAUACAUGUAAAUGUUUCUGUUUUUGUAGGUUGUCAUUCUUCUCAUGAUUGGCGCAGGGUAUUCAGUUGACAAUUAAGCUAAAAAAUGUUUUAAAUUUUGCCUUGUCUAUAAUAAAUCACAUGCAUUUUUUUUCGGCCAUUCUCCCACCCCUAGGCUCUCUACAAGUGCUGAUACAUGCAGAAAUGCAUUUUAGACCUGGAUCUCAAAACAUCUAUUUUCUCGGUCAGCUUAAGCUGGCCUCCAUAGGAAUGGAAUAGCUAAAUGAGAUCCUGCUGGGUCUUAUGAUUUUAUCUCGUUUGGCCUGUCUCUAGGGUCCACCCCCCCCCCCCUUUUUUUUUUUUAAAUACAGCGGUUUCACUGGGAUUUGCACUUAACUCAUACAGAUAUGAAUCUGUGAGAUAUUAUGGGUAUUUGACAGGACAGAAAUUUUAAGUAUUCAUACAAAAGAAUGGCUGGUGAUAGUUGUGGUGGCUUGAUGUGCAUUGCUGGGCUUUAUCACGCUUGUAUCUCCCCUGUCAGUGUUGUUUAGCCUGUGUAGAAAACCCCUAAUUUCAGCAAGGUUCUAAGAGGCAAGCCGCCUUAGGGCCAGUCUGAGGUCAUACUUUUCUCUUAUCGCCACCUGGUGGUAAGUAGCUACAUCUUCGUCUCGGUUGCAUUCCGUUUCCCCUCUGCCUGCGUAAUCUAUUUGACAUUGUUUGCCAUUAAUACUAUAAAUAUUUUUAAGUAUCCUAUUUUUGUAAUACCCUUUUUUUAAGGCAGGGGAGGGAGGAUGGGAGAAUCCGAUUUAAUUCAAGACGUGCCAUUGUAUUAUAACACUAUAUUCUUUCAAGGCUAUUAAUUUACCUUUUUUUCAGUAGCAUGUAAUUUGUCCACAGUAUACUUAGUAAAUAAAGGCUAAUAGUAAAUAUGAA